AUGUCAACAUUAAUGAGAAACUUGAAGACGGCGAUUUUUUUUGGUGAUGUUAAGAAGGUGAAAAAAUUAUUAAAAUCAUUAGCGCCGAUACCACUCAGUAAAAAUCCUUUGAUCUUUGGAGGAUACAGUUUAUUAAAAUUAGCAAUUAAGCUCCGUAAUCGUAAAGAGAUUGCUAAAUUGUUAAUCAAGAAAGGUGCUCGAGUGAACAAAAAAUAUUGUGAUGAAUCAGUUCCUCUAUUACACAUCGCGAUAAGGAAACAACACCCCGACAUCGUUAAGUUGCUAGUCAAGAAAGAAGCUAAUAAGUGGAGCAGAUGUAUCUCAAACGAUAAAUUUAUUACCGAAGAAAUUGAAAAAUAUAGUUAUUGCACAGCGUUGGAUCUAUCCUGCAUUUAUCAACAAUUGAAAAUGGCCAGAUUAUUUCUGAAACUUAAUGACAAACCCAAUUCCACGCCACUUUUCGAUUCGAAUUCGAUCUCCAUUGCAGUAAUUCGUAAUUUGUGGAAAGUAGUGCGUUUAUUAUUGAAGUACAACGCAUGGGCAAAUUCGACGAUAAGUAAAAUGACAAUUACCCACUGCAGUCGUUAUUAUUCACGUGUACCACAAACGAGAUUGAACUCUCUUGGUGAAAAUCCGACAUUGUUGCAUGCUGCGAUAGUUAAAAAUAACGUUAAAAUGGUCGAGCUGUUAAUAAACCACGGGGCUAAUAUUCAUUACAGGACUAAAUCGUUCAAGAGAACUCCAUUAAUUUAA
This is a messenger RNA of Cotesia congregata, 753 nucleotides long. Lineage: Eukaryota; Metazoa; Arthropoda; Insecta; Hymenoptera; Braconidae. The record is from the annotation of a GenBank genome assembly.